AUGAAAUCUGAAGGUUUACAAGUUUCUAGUGAUGUACGUACCUUGAUGAAAACACCUCUGUCUCAUGAAAUUUUUAAUAUGGAUAACGGGAUAUUUCAAGGAUUAACAAAACCAUCGUCAGUUACUGAAUUCUUCCACCCCUUUUUAUUGGAUAUUUUUGCAUUGUUAGAAAGUGGUCUUUGUGUAAAUGAUAAAAUAUUUAAAUUUGAGAUAAGUCAUAUUGUUUGUGAUUCUCCCGCUAAGGCAUUUUUAUCGAAUGUAAAAGGACAUAACGGUUAUUUUGGUUGUUCAUCGUGUACUCAAGAGGGCAGGCAUUUACAAAAUAGAAUGACAUUUCCUGAUAUUGAUGCUCCAUUAAGAUCUGAUGAAAGUUUUCGUAAUAUAGUAAAUGAAGAUUAUCAUAAAGGCGAUAGUCCGUUAGAAGUAUUACCCUUUAAUAUUGUGGACAGCGUUUGUUUAGAUUACAUGCAUAAUGUAAUAUUUUAUUAA
Molecule: messenger RNA, 489 nt
Organism: Acyrthosiphon pisum (pea aphid)
Lineage: Eukaryota; Metazoa; Arthropoda; Insecta; Hemiptera; Aphididae
Exons: 2
Coding region: 1-489 (162 amino acids)
Source: RefSeq, a predicted model, not a curated record